UAUCCGAGAUGAUCCAAUACUAGAUUCACUGAUCAAAUCGUAGUACACGUUUAUGAAAACUAGACGCAUCAAAUUAUCCUAGAUUGUUCAAGCGACAUAUAUGAAAUAGGGCCCUGGAUCUGGGUUGGUUAUCCUAUAUUUUUCCAUUUUUCCUCUUUAAAUGCUUAGGCUGAUUGAUUGAUUAAAUUAAUACUACAAACCUACUGUUGAACAUAAAUAGGCUACAUGCGAGGGAAAACACGGUGGUAACAUUCAGCGGAAAGUAGGUUAGGCUAUAGAAAUUGGCCAAAUUAAGUACUACUUGGUCAAACAUCUCCACAAGAUGAGAGACUAUGAUGAUAUCACAGAAUUUCUGGGCCAGAAGGGACCUUAUUUUUGGACAUCUUUUUUUCUGCUUAACUUAAUGUUCAUCAACGUCGGAUACGGUACUAUGUACAUUGUGUUUGUGGGUGCAUCGUCCGCUCACCAGUGUCAGAUACCCGAGAAUGUCAACCUAACGGAAGCCUGGAGGAGUGCCAGCAUUCCCGCAGAAAUGGUGAAUGGGAAGAUUCAAUACAGCUCGUGCAAGAGGUACAGUCUGAACGAAAUCAGCAAGCUCUCGGCUCUCAACUCCAGCCCUGUGGACAUAAACCUCACCCACAUACCGCAGGAGGGCUGCGUUGACGGCUGGACGUAUGACAGAUCCACAUUCUACUCCACUAUUAUCACUGAGUGGGACCUUGUUUGUGACAAUGAGUGGAAAGUACCAUUCACCACAUCCACUUAUUUCAUCGGGAUACUAUGUGGAUCUGUCACGUCUGGGCAAUUCUCAGACAGGUUUGGAAGAAAGCCCGUUCUUUUCAUCACUCUUGCGGCACACUUCGUCUUCCUGCUUAUACAUUCCUUCUCUCCAUCAUGGGAAUUUUUUUGCCUGGUGUUUUUUUGUGUGGGCAUUUGUCAAACGUCUGUGAAUGUGACAGCAUUUGUUCUUGGGACAGAAACACUAAGCAAAUGGAUGCAGGGCCUCUUCGCGGCCCUUGGAGCGUUCCUCCAUUAUUGCAUUGGCUACAUGCUGCUGCCCGCCAUAGCCUUCGGCUUUAGAGACUGGAGAACUCUGCUCUUCGUCUUGGCCUGUCUGACCAUCCUGCAUGUCCCAUUAUGGUGGUUGAUUUCAGAGUCUCCCCGUUGGUUACUGUCCCAAGGCAGAGUAAAGGAGUUUGAAGACAUUCUGAGAUACGCUGCCGACAAGAAUGGGGUCUCACUCCCAGACCCCAUCUUCAAGGAAUCAGAGUUGGAACGUUUCAUUUCUUACAAUGAAAAAAAACACACUAUCAUUGAUGUUCUGAAAGGCAGAAAUAUCAGAGUCAUCACAAUCAUGUGUUUGUUAUUAUGGCUAGCAGCAAACCUAGGGUACUUUGGGAUUUCUUUAAACACAUCCAACUUGAGCGGAGAUCCAUACCUCAAUUGUUUCCUGUCUGCAGCUGUUGAAGUCCCGGCAUAUUUCACUGCUGUUGUGAUUAUCAAGCGCUGUCCCAGAAGACCAGUUAUCUCCACCUUUUUCUGUAUAGGAGGGGGUCUCCUCUUCUUCAUUCAGCUCAUCCCAGAAAAUCUCACAGAGCUGGCGAUAUUCCUGGAGCUGUUUGGGAAAUUUUGCUUCACCAUGUCCUUCUGUGUGCUGUACAUGUACACGGCUGAGGUGUACCCAACCGUGCUGCGCAACAGUGGCGUUGGUAUAUGUUCUUCUACCUCACGCAUUGGGAGUAUCAUGGCCCCAUAUGUGCUGUACCUAGGUAAAUGGAACCCAUUUCUGCCCUACAUCAUCUUAGGAAGUCUCACCUUGGGGUGCUGUUCUGUCAACCUCUUCCUGCCAGAGACUUUUAAUCGGACACUGCCCGAAACUCUGGAGCAAAUGCAGAAGUUCAGGGGGUUUAACAAGUGUACCAAAGUAGAGGGCCGUGAAGAACAUGACCAAUCCAUUACCACAGAAUUACCACAGGAAGUCACAUUGAGAGAGUGUACAUUCUAAUUUUAAUUGCUAAUUUUGUAUUCCUUAUUGAUUGAAUGUACCAUAUUAUGUAAAAUAAAC
Molecule: messenger RNA, 2065 nt
Organism: Conger conger (European conger)
Lineage: Eukaryota; Metazoa; Chordata; Actinopteri; Anguilliformes; Congridae
Product: solute carrier family 22 member 4-like
Exons: 10
Coding region: 323-2005 (560 amino acids)
Biological process (GO): transmembrane transport
Cellular component (GO): membrane
Molecular function (GO): transmembrane transporter activity
Source: RefSeq, a predicted model, not a curated record